Erinaceus europaeus (western European hedgehog) is the source of this 2803-nucleotide messenger RNA. It is a transcript of the gene PIP5K1B, whose product is annotated as phosphatidylinositol-4-phosphate 5-kinase type 1 beta. NCBI's taxonomy places the organism in Eukaryota, Metazoa, Chordata, Mammalia, Eulipotyphla, Erinaceidae. Gene Ontology annotation, molecular function: phosphatidylinositol kinase activity. The transcript is spliced from 16 exons. Gene Ontology annotation, biological process: phosphatidylinositol metabolic process. The coding region runs from base 664 to 2286 and encodes 540 amino acids. The record is from RefSeq and is a predicted model, not a curated record.
CGGUCCCGGCGGCAGCCAGCCGCCGCCGAGCAGUCGGCUGAGUGCACCGGGCUGAGCCCCCGCCGCCGAGCAGCCGGCUCAGUGCUGCGGGCUGAGUCUCCGCAGCUGCGGGGCAACCAGCUCAGUGCGCCCAGCUCGCGGCCCCCCGGGGCCGCAGGAAGGAGCCGCGGGGACACGCGCGCGCAUUGCUCACUCGCAGCCGCGCGCCCCCAGCUGGCGCGUCCCAGGCGAGUUUGGCCCCGCGCUCCAGCCGCACCUGCCAGUCCACCCGCCGCGCUCCGCCCCGGCCCGGCCCAGGUCCCAGCCCCGGCCCCACCCGCCCCUCGCUCGCGGCUAGCUCGGCCCGGGAAGCCGCGGCGUCCCGGUAACUUGCAGGCGGUGGCGCAACUGGUCUCGGCGCCCGGCAGUGCCCGGCUCGGAUGAGGAAGCUGAGGCCUUGUAGAACUAAGACGUGACUGCAGGCUCACAACUCCAAACCUGGUGACUUUUCUUCUUUGGCAGCUGAUGCCUCUCAGCCCUGUGCCUGACGAGCCUUUCCUUAUCCUGCUUCGCCCCCAAAGGCCUUUCCAUAAGAGAGGAGCCUGGGAUGGAAAAUAGUCUUUAACGAUGAGUAGGUCAUCCAUCACGAUCAACUACAGAUGACUUUUCAUUUCAUUUACAAAGAUGUCGUCUGCCACCGAAAAUGGAGAUUCAGCACCUGGCAAACAGAGUGAAGAGAAAACCUAUAAAAAAACUGCUUCAUCUGCUAUCAAAGGUGCUAUUCAGCUGGGAAUAGGAUACACAGUGGGGAAUCUCACUUCCAAACCGGAUCGAGACGUUCUCAUGCAAGACUUUUAUGUGGUGGAGAGUGUGUUCCUUCCCAGUGAAGGGAGCAAUCUGACCCCAGCACAUCACUAUCCAGACUUCAGAUUCAAGACUUAUGCUCCGUUAGCGUUUCGAUAUUUCAGAGAACUUUUUGGCAUCAAGCCUGAUGAUUACUUGUACUCCAUCUGCAGUGAGCCUCUCAUAGAGCUGUCCAACCCUGGAGCCAGUGGGUCCUUGUUCUUUGUGACCAGCGAUGAUGAGUUUAUCAUCAAAACCGUUCAGCAUAAGGAAGCCGAGUUCCUUCAGAAACUGUUGCCAGGCUAUUACAUGAAUUUAAACCAGAACCCGAGGACGCUCCUGCCGAAGUUCUACGGGCUGUACUGCAUGCAGUCGGGGGGCAUCAACAUCCGCAUCGUGGUGAUGAACAAUGUCCUGCCGCGCUCCAUGCGCAUGCACGUCACCUACGACCUGAAAGGCUCCACCUACAAGCGCCGAGCAUCCCGCAAAGAGAGAGAGAAGUCCAACCCCACGUUCAAAGACCUGGAUUUCCUGCAGGACAUGCAUGAAGGACUGUAUUUUGAUACAGAAACGUACAACGCGCUCAUGAAGACGCUGCAGAGAGACUGCCGGGUAUUAGAGAGCUUCAAGAUCAUGGACUAUAGCCUCUUGCUUGGAAUCCAUAUCUUGGAUCAUUCCCUCAAAGAGAAAGAAGAAGAUACUUCGCAAAAUGUGCCUGAUGCUAAGAGGCCUGGGAUGCAGAAGGUCCUCUACUCAACCGCCAUGGAAUCCAUCCAGGGUCCAGGGAAAUCUGGGGAUGGGCUCAUCACAGAGAACCCAGACACAAUGGGAGGCAUCCCAGCAAAAAGCCACAAGGGUGAGAAGCUCUUGCUGUUCAUGGGAAUCAUUGACAUCCUGCAGUCCUACAGGUUAAUGAAGAAAUUAGAGCACUCCUGGAAAGCUCUUGUUUAUGAUGGGGACACGGUUUCAGUUCAUAGGCCAAGCUUCUAUGCAGACAGAUUUCUGAAGUUUAUGAAUUCCAGAGUUUUCAAGAAAAUUCAAGCUCUCAAGGCCUCCCCUUCUAAGAAACGGUGCAACUCCAUUGCUGCCCUGAAGGCGACCUCCCAAGAGAUCGUGUCCUCCAUUAGCCAGGAAUGGAAGGAUGAGAAGCGGGAUUUGCUAACCGAAGGACAAAGCUUUAGUAGCCUUGAUGAAGAAGCUCUGGGGGCCCGACACAGACCUGACCUGGUGCCUAGCACCCCAUCACUGUUUGAAGCUGCAUCCUUGGCAACCACAAUUUCAUCUUCCUCCUUAUACAUCAACGACCAUUACUCACAUGACAGGACAACUCUCUAUUCAAACAGUAAAGGGUUACCUUCCAGUUCAACCUUUACCUUGGAAGAGGGGACCAUAUACUUGACUUCAGAGCCAAACGCUGUGGAGAUACAAGACGACAAUGCCUCAGUGUUGGAUGUCUACUUAUAAGUGAAACAGUAACCACCUGAGCAGAUGGGAGUGGCAUGAACACACCACUGACUGAGAGAAAUUUCUCCAGGCCAGAAUCAUCUAUGGGAACUUGGUGGAGUCUCACUGCACCCAGAGUCAUAAUCAGCUCAACUCGGGAGUCUGCAAGAUGUCAGGGGAGCCUUGGACCACAUGAGCCCAAUCAGCAGAUGUGAUGUGAGAAAGACCACACUCGCCUGUCAUUUGCUGUUGCUUGCUGAACUGUGAAGACCUGCAUGAACUGUAUUUAAACUGCUUCCGGUCCCACUGCCAGUCCUCCGUCUUGGGACUCGGAAGUGCUCUUUUCCUAUUGACACUUGCAUUAUUUCAUUUUGCAUGCAUCCAGUAAUUCUACAGGAAUACCAUACACAAUCUGCUUCUCUAUUUUUUUAAAAAUCCAUCCAUGCAAAAUGGUCAAAUAAAGUAUAAAUUGCACUCUUUUUUGCAAAAUUACAAUCAUAGCCCAUGUCAUUAAAAGUUUAAAUUGGUUCCAUAUAAA